AUGGCUUCGCAAGAUUGCGUUUCGUGUACGGCAGCCGGUACCGGCACACGUCCUGACAAAAAUAACAAGAUAUGUGACAACGAAGUCGAUAUAUACAGAGAUACUGUCGUCCGAUACUUAGGUUAUGCAAAUGAAGUUGGUGAAUCUUUUCGUGCCUUAGUUCCUGUAUCGCUCGUACGUUUCAGUUAUCUUGUUGCUAGUGGUUACGUUGUAGCAGAUUCUGUUGACAAAGGCUUGAAAGCUAGCAGGAUACAAUGGAAAAAUAACACAACUAAAAAGAAGAAAAUUGUGCAUGCUGUUGGAGACAGUUUAGUAUGGCAAGGGUUGGCAUCAGUUGCAAUCCCUGGCUUUACUAUUAAUAGAAUAUGUGCCUUGUCACUCUUUAUUCUAAGAAAAACAACAUCGCUGCCAGUCGGUGUUCGAAAAUGGACAACAACAGCAAUCGGAUUAUCAGCUAUACCUUUCAUCAUUAAGCCGAUUGACAGGUCUGUGGAUUAUAUGAUGGACAGUACUUUAAGGAAAAUCUACAGAAUUGAAGAAGAUGAGCAAGUAUUUGUACAUCAUGAAAGAUAGUGUACACACUCUUGCUUCUUAAAAACAUUUUACUAUACGGGUUAAGGACAGCAAACAGUACUAUGCAUUGCAGUGUGAUGACGUUGCAUUCACACUUUGCAAAUCUGUGAGUGAGGUAUCAUCCCUUGACCAAUAUCUACACCUUAUAAUUUUGAGAUUUUGGAUGGGUAAUAAGAAAUUAACUGCAGGAUAUGAAUUUAAAUUACCCUUGUAAGUUUGAUUUGUAAACAAUAGACACUGAGUUAGGAGGCUUUGUUUGUCUUUGAAAGUUAGUUGCAUUGCAGGUAUGUUUGUCUAAGGGAUGAGGCCCUCCAGUACUCUCAAAAUGAAUUGUGUGCAUAAAUCAGGAAUGGAUAUCUAAUUUGCAUACUG
Messenger RNA from Saccoglossus kowalevskii, 945 nucleotides. RefSeq names its product mitochondrial fission process protein 1-like. Gene Ontology annotation, cellular component: mitochondrion. Gene Ontology annotation, biological process: mitochondrial fission. Lineage: Eukaryota; Metazoa; Hemichordata; Enteropneusta; Harrimaniidae. The record is from RefSeq and is a predicted model, not a curated record.